Molecule: messenger RNA, 2793 nt
Organism: Prunus dulcis (almond)
Lineage: Eukaryota; Viridiplantae; Streptophyta; Magnoliopsida; Rosales; Rosaceae
Product: probable disease resistance protein At5g66900
Exons: 5
Coding region: 221-2659 (812 amino acids)
Biological process (GO): defense response to fungus
Molecular function (GO): ADP binding
Source: RefSeq, a predicted model, not a curated record
CUUCUCCGGAAACAGUUUAUCGGAUUUCUUUCUCGCGCCAUCGGCAUCACUAACAACAAGUACGACAAGAUUGGGUUCUUGCGCCAAUGUUAAGUUAUUGAUUUCUUUGAUCCCAAGUUACGUCAACUUUUGCUUUUUUUCUUCUUCUUCUUAUCUUAGGCUUUGGAUUGAUAACAAAUAGAAGUUGUCUGAUUUUUGCAUUGGAUAUUGCUUUAUUCUUAUGGCAUUGGCAGUAUGCGUGGGUGCUCUAAGAGCAGCAUUUCAAAUGCUGCUCGAUGCGGUUAUAGCAGUGAAGGCGGAAACUACCGUGUUUAAGCCUCACCUUGGAAAUAUCAAAUCCACACUAGACUCCUUACAGCCAAUGAUCGAAGAGAUAGAAAAAUAUAACUCAAAGGAGGGGCUAGAAAAUUAUACAAUGCAAAUGGAGGCGGGGGUAAAUCUUGUUCGCAAGUGCAGCAAGGUUGGUGUGUGGAGGUGCUGCAGGAAAUACAGAUACACUAAAAAACUUGAUGAAUUGGAUAGAUGUAUUCAAAGACUAGUGGAUGUGUUGAAAGUGCAGGGCAUAAGGGAUGUCAGGGAGACCUUGGUUUCAUUAAGGAACAUAGAGACGGUGCUGCAUCGUAUCGAAGGGAACUUUGUGAUGCAAAAUCAGUCUGAAAAAAUCAAUGGUUGGCCUGCUGUGCCUGAACCUCCACCGGUUACAGUCGGGUUGGAUGUGCCAGUGAAGGAAUUGAAGAUAAAGCUUCUUCGGGAUGAUGUGUCCAUGCUUGUGCUGACUGCUGCUGGCGGAUGUGGGAAAACCACAUUGGCAAAAAAGUUUUGUCAAGAUCAGGAAGUAAAAGAUAAAUUCAAGGACAAUAUCUUCUUUGUCACUCUUUCCAAGAAGCCCAACUUGGACCUUAUUGUACAUGAACUAUAUCAACGGAAGGGUUCUCAGGUGCCUGCUUUCCAAAACGAAGUAAUUGCGGUUAACUGGUUGCAACUUUUUCUGAAGGAAACAGGACAAAGUCCUUUACUGAUUGUCCUGGAUGAUGUUUGGUCAGGAUCAGAGUCCCUUCUUGAGAAGUUUGAUCAAUUCAAAAUGUCAAAUUACAAAGUUUUGGUCACGUCAAGAUUUGCAUUUCCAAGAUUUGGUUCUCCAUAUCAUUUGGAAUCAUUGAAUGAUGCAGAUGCAAUGGCUCUUUUUCGUCAUUCAGCAUCCUUGGAUGAUAAGACCUCUUAUGCUCGGGAAGACCUUUCAAGAAAGAUAGUAGAGCUCUGUAAGGGAUUUCCACUUGCCAUUGCGGAGGUUGGAAGAUCACUUCGCUGCCAGCCUAUAGAGAUUUGGCAAAAAAAAGUAAUGGAAUGGUCUAAAGGUUCUUCUAUACUUGCAUCUAACAGUGAUUUGCUUGCUUGCCUCGAAAGCAGCUUAGAUGCCUUGGAUACAGAAAAACCUAUCCUCAAGGAAUGUUUCCUUGACCUGUGCUCAUUUCCUAGAGACCAAAGGAUCUCUGCUGCCAACCUCGUAGAUAUGUGGGCAGAGUUAUAUGGCCUAGAUGAACCCAGUCUGUCCAUCGCGAAUCUCUACGAACUAACCACGCAGAGUUUAGCUAAUCUUGUAGCCACAAGGAAUGAGAGAGAGCCGGAUGGCUAUUACACUGAAUACUUUGUUACCCAACAUGAUAUGCUUAGGGAGUUGGCUAUUCAUCAAGCGAGUCAAGACCCAAUAGAACAGAGAAAAAGACUAAUUAUAAAGACAUGUGGAGACAAUCUUCCUAUGUGGUUGGCAGAGCAAAAGCAUCAGCCCCUCCAGGCUCGAAUAUUAUCAAUCUCAACUGAUGGAGCCUUCUCAAAAAAAUGGCCAAACAUGCAACUACCAAAAGCAGAGGUUCUAGUUCUAAAUUUUGAAACCAACAGCUACGCCUUACCCGAAUUUGUGAAGAAAAUGGAUAAUUUAAAGGUUCUAAUAGUCACAAAUUACGGUUUCUUACCUUCUGAGUUAAAUAAUUUUCAAUUACUUGGUUCCUCAUCAAAUCUGAAGAGCAUUAGAUUGGAACGCAUUUCAAUUCCUUCCAUAAGCAAGAACCUCAAACAGUUGAAAAGUAUACAGAAGAUAUCUUUAUUCAUGUGUAGCAUCGGUCAAGCUUUUGGUAAAGGUUCCAUCCAAAUUCUAGAUGCAUUGCCAAAUCUAGCCGAAAUGCACAUAGAUUAUUGCCAUGAUCUGGUGGAAUUGCCCGCAGAGCUUUGUGAUCUUAUUUGCCUUAAGAAGCUUAGCAUCACCAACUGUCAUAACUUAUCCGCCUUGCCUGAAAAGAUUGGAAAGCUAGUCAGUUUGGAAGUGUUGAGGCUCAGGUCAUGUACAGACUUGUUAGAGUUGCCAGGCUCGAUUAUGAACCUUAAAAAGUUAAACUUUCUCGACAUAUCCUAUUGCUUGAGCAUUAAGGAGUUGCCUGAACACAUUGGUGAGAUGUGCAGUUUAAAAAAGCUCAACAUGAGACAAUGCUCAAGAUUGCGAGAUCUGCCUGCAUCAGUUUUGGACCUUGAGCAGUUGAAGAAUGUGACAUGUGAUGAGGAGACAGAACUUUUAUGGCAACCCUUCUUACCCCUUCUCAAAAACGUACACAUAAAGGCGGUCAAAGAAGAUAUCAACCUAAAUUGGCUCCACAAGCUUCCAUCUUGAGAUUUUUAUUUUUUAUUUUGUAAAUAGUUGAGCUAUUUCUUUAGUGUAUGAACUAAAUGUUCAAUUGUGGGCUUUAUUACAAACGUGUCUGCUCUUAUGUGGUCGUCAAUGGCCCCACUACUUUUGGUGUGGAA